AAAUUUGACUCUCUCUUCUCUUUUCUCUUCCCUGUCCCUCAUUCCUUAGCUGCCAAUCAAGGAACUUCACCCCCUUUUAGCCAAAAAUAAUAAUAAUAACAAUAAUCUCUGAGAUCUGCAUAUAGAGCAAGCAGCAUCCCAUGAGUUCAUUUCAAACUUCGAUAGGAACACGAAGUUCAACAAUGAUAGAAACUUCAUGUGGAUAUCUACUACAAGAAUUGCAGAUGAUAUGGAAUGAAGUAGGAGAAGAUCAAUUUGAAAGAGAAAAGGUCUUACUAGAUUUGGAACAAGAGUGUGUGGAGGUCUACAGGAGAAAAGUUGAUGCAGCAAAUACGUCAAGAGCUCGCCUGCAUCAGGAGCUGGCGGAAGCUGAGGCUGAAUUUACUCAUCUUCUUUUAUCACUUGGUGAACGAUCAUUCCCUGGUCGGCCAGAUAGACUGGCAGGAACACUGAAAGAGCAGCUAGACUCCAUCACACCAGCUCUACAGGAGAUGAGAUCGAGGAAAGAGGAGAGGAUGAACCAGUUCCGAACUGUGCAAGGCCAAAUUCAGAAAAUUUCUGCAGAAAUAGCAGGUAAAUCAGAAUGUAGUGACUCUGUAUUGGACCUUAAAGUAAAUGAUAACGAUCUAUCCCUGAAGAAACUUGAGGAGUAUCAAAUUGAGCUACAAAGACUCCAUAAUGAGAAGAAUGAACGUCUCCAGAAAGUGGAACAUUAUACAGAUACAGUCCACAAGCUGUCUACAAUAUUAGGACUGGAUUCAACCAAUAUCAUUGGUGAAGUUCACCCAAGCUUAAAUGAUUUGUGUGGGAUUUCAAAAAACAUAAGCAACCAUGUCUUGGUUAAGCUCAACAGCGCGGUGGAUUCCCUCGAGCAAGAAAAGCAAAAGCGGCUUGAAAAGCUUCACCUGCUAGGUAAAGAGUUAACAAACUUGUGGAAUCUUAUGGACACAGCCUAUGAAGACCGGCGAUUAUUUUCCCAUGUCAUUCGAUUGUUGUCGGUGUCAUCAGCAGAGGUAUCAGAUCCAGGAAGUCUUACCCAAAGUAUACUCCUGCAGACUGAGGCUGAAGUCAAGAGACUGGAUCAGUUAAAAGCAAGUAAGAUGAAGGAAUUGUUCUUCAAAAAACAGAAUGAGCUUAAGGAAAUAUGCAAUCGUUCACAUAUGGAGAUUCCUUCCCGAGCAGAAAUGAAUAACAUAAUUAACCUCAUUAACUCAGGAGAGAUUGACCAUGCUGAUCUCCUCGUCAGUAUGGAUGAACAGAUAUCAAAAGCCAAAGAAGAAGCUUCAAGCAGAAAGGCUAUAAUGGAGAAGGCAGAAAGAUGGAUGCUAGCACGUGAUGAAGAACGAUGGUUGGAAGAGUAUAGCAGGGACGAGAACAGAUACUCAGUAAGCAGAGGUGCUCAUAGAAACCUAAAACGAGCAGAACGUGCCAGAAUAACAGUCAACAAAAUCCCAGCUCUAAUGGAUUCAUUGGUAGAAAAGACUAGAAUCUGGGAAGAAGAAAGAAAUAAGGUUUUCCUGUAUGAUGAGGUACCACUCCUGGCAAUGUUGGAAGAAUAUAAUGUAUUUAGGCAGGAAAGGGAGGAAGAGAAGUAUAGACAACGGUCUUUAUCAUCACAGGAAAAGAAGAAGGUACAGACCCAUGUUGUAGUCCAACUAGAAAAUUCAUUUGGGCCAAGGCCAAGCACUGGUAGUAAGCGAAUAUCAGAAAGGAGCCUGAAUGGAGGUUUUACCAGUCCUAUGCCUUUAAACAGAAGGAUAUCUCUUGGAAUUCAGCAAUUUGGAUCAAACAAUAUUAGCUCAACCACUCAAGGUAUAUCCUUCAUAAAGGAAGGAAAGAAAGUACAAAGACAAAAGAUGUUUUCACGACCUGGCUAUGCUCCAAAUGUUAGGGAUGAAACAGCUUCAGUGGUAUCAACAUUUUCCGGCCCAUUUUCACCUUGAAUAUAGAAUCUAUUUUCCCAUCUGAUUAUCAUAUCACAGAAAAUUUCAACCCCUUUUACCAGCAAGAAGCCAAGUACCAGAACAGGAUAAUUGGUGGAUACUGACGGAAAAUAAGACUUAGGAGCAAAUAAAAUUUAGGAUGGUCGAUUUUUUUACUGUCACUAGUACAAUAGAGUGUGCAGUUACUGAGUUCAAAUCUAAAUAAAAUUUAAUUCCAGUUUGUAUUUUUCUCCAAAAUUUAAAAUAAAACAUGAAUUGAGCAAUAUAUGAUUGCCAACAUACCCAUAGCAACA
Messenger RNA from Cannabis sativa, 2236 nucleotides. RefSeq names its product 65-kDa microtubule-associated protein 8. Lineage: Eukaryota; Viridiplantae; Streptophyta; Magnoliopsida; Rosales; Cannabaceae. The coding region runs from base 141 to 1943 and encodes 600 amino acids. Gene Ontology annotation, cellular component: cytoplasm; spindle. Gene Ontology annotation, biological process: microtubule cytoskeleton organization. The record is from RefSeq and is a predicted model, not a curated record. The transcript has 11 exons. Gene Ontology annotation, molecular function: microtubule binding.